This is a messenger RNA of Suricata suricatta (meerkat), 2883 nucleotides long. RefSeq names its product highly divergent homeobox (gene HDX). NCBI's taxonomy places the organism in Eukaryota, Metazoa, Chordata, Mammalia, Carnivora, Herpestidae. The coding region runs from base 91 to 2169 and encodes 692 amino acids. Gene Ontology annotation, molecular function: RNA polymerase II cis-regulatory region sequence-specific DNA binding; DNA-binding transcription factor activity, RNA polymerase II-specific. The record is from RefSeq and is a predicted model, not a curated record. Gene Ontology annotation, biological process: regulation of transcription by RNA polymerase II. The transcript has 10 exons.
CCCAGGAAAAAUCUUGCUGAAUCUGCCUGCCCCAACACUGGCCUGAUUUGGGAUCCUCCGAUCCUUCCAGUGACCCCACCACGCCGCGAGAUGAAUCUGCGUUCUGUAUUUACUGUAGAACAACAAAGGAUUUUACAGCGUUAUUAUGAAAAUGGAAUGACAAAUCAAAGUAAAAAUUGCUUUCAGCUCAUAUUACAGUGUGCACAAGAGACUAAGCUGGACUUCAGUGUAGUCAGGACGUGGGUUGGCAAUAAGAGGAGAAAAAUGAGUAGUAAGAAUUCUGAAUCAGGAGCAACAACAGGAACUCCUCCUAGUACCUCUUUGACAACUCCGGACAUUACAGUCAGAAAUGUAGUUAACAUCACACGACCUUCAAGCCAACAGUCUUCUUGGACAUCUGGCAAUGAUGAUGUCAUUGUAACUGGUACAUACAGUCCAGCAAGUUCAUCGAGCAGGCAAGAGACAACUAAACAUUCCGAUACGCAAAUUACGGAAGCACAUAAAAUUCCUAUUCAGAAAACUACCAGUAAAAAUGAUACUGAGUUUCAGUUACACAUUCCUGUUCAAAGACAAGUAGCACACUGUAAAAAUGCUUCUUUGCUCUUAGGUGAAAAAACAAUUAUCUUGUCAAGACAGACAAGUGUGCUAAAUGCUGGAAAUUCAGUAUACAGUCAUACAAAGAAAAACUGUGGAAGUUCUUCAAUGCAGGCCUCUGAGAUGAUGGUACCUCAAAAGCCAUCUGUGUGCCACCGACCUUGCAAAAUUGAACCAGUUGGAAUGCAAAGGUCAUAUAAGCCUGAACACAUGAGUCUAGCAUCACAUAACUUAUGUGGGCAAAAACCACCUAUUAGAGACCCUUACUGUAGAACGCAAAACUUGGAAAUCCGUGAAGUAUUUUCAUUGGCUGUUAGUGAUUACCCCCAGAGAAUUCUGAGAGGAAAUGCCCCACAGAAGCCUAGUUCAGCAGAAGGAGCUUGUUUGUCCAUUGCAAUGGAGACUGGAGAUGCUGAUGAUGAGUAUGCCAAAGAAGAAGAGUUGGCACUGAUGGGAGCACAGGUACCAAGUUACUCAAGAUUUUAUGAAAGUGGCAGAUCCCUUGGAGCAGAGAACCAAAGUACAGCAUUGCCUGGAUCAGGAAGAAGUAUGCCAAAUUCACAAAUGGUGAAUAUUAGAGACUUGUCAGACAAUGUACUGUAUCAAAACAGAGACUACCAUUUGACACCACGGACCUCAUUACAUUCAGUAGCUACUACGAUGUACAGUAAUACAAAUCCAUCACGGAGCAAUUUUUCUACACAUUUUACAUCAUCGAACCAAUUGAGGUUAUCACAAAACCAAAACAAUUACCAGGUUUCAGGAAACCUUACUGUGCCUUGGAUUACAGGGUGUUCUAGAAAAAGAGCACUCCAAGACCGCACUCAGUUCAGUGACCGAGACCUAACCACCCUUAAGAAGUACUGGGACAAUGGUAUGACCAGUCUUGGUUCUGUGUGUAGAGAGAAAAUUGAAGCAGUUGCAACUGAAUUAAAUGUUGACUGUGAAAUAGUUCGGACUUGGAUUGGGAAUCGAAGAAGGAAAUAUCGUUUAAUGGGGAUUGAAGUUCCGCCUCCAAGAGGAGGCCCUGCUGAUUUUUCUGAGCAACCGGAGUCUGGUUCUUUGUCUGCACUCACACCAGUAGAGGAAGCUGGUCCAGAAGUAGGAGAGGAUAAUGACAGAAAUGAUGAAGUAUCCAUUUGUUUGUCUGAAGGAAGCUCUCAAGAAGAGUCCAAUGAAGUUCCAAAUGAGGCAAGGGCUCAUAAGGAGGAGGACCACCAUGCAGUAUCCACAAAUAAUGUGAAAAUAGAAAUUAUUGAUGAUGAAGAAAGUGACAUGAUAAGUAAUUCUGAAGUUGAACAAGUGAAUUCUCUCUUGGAUUAUAAGAAUGAAGAAAUCAGAUUCAUUGAAAAUGAGCUAGAGAUUCAAAAGCAAAAAUACUUUAAACUUCAGACAUUUGUUAGAAGCUUGAUACUAGCUAUGAAAGCUGAUGAUAAGGAACAACAACAGGCACUGCUAUCAGAUUUACCUCCUGAAUUAGAAGAGAUGGAUUUCAACCAUGCCUCACUGGAGCCUGAUGAUACCUCAUUCAGUGUGUCUUCUUUAUCAGAGAAAAAUGCCUCAGACAGUUUGUGAUUUGAGGGGCAUAUAUGAAACAGCCUUUUGGCUGCUUAAAAGGUGUGCAUUUCAAGAUAACUGCAUUCUGUUGCUUCAAAACUCUUCAGUUGGAAAACCAUAUUGUUGAAACUGACAUGUUCUGUGAAGGAUGGACAAGAUAUAAUGGCUACAGUGCAAAAAAUGUAUAUGAAAUUUAAAAGCAGUGUUUGAGAAUUUUUUCCCAACUGAUAAAACUCUGGGGAAAAAUUGUAUUUAAUUUUUAGGAAUUUAGCUAUGAAAUGCAUAAUGCCUAAUUUCUGAAAGUUUUUUGUUUGUUUUUUAGAAGAAUCUUAGUUUUAGUAGUAGUUUUGACCAGAGACACAAAAAUAAAGGCAUUUCAACUUUGCUUAUUAUGUUAAUAAAACUUGGUUAGUUUUGUUUUGUAGCCAUUACAUCUUUCUUUUCUCACUUUUUCCUAUCAUCCACAUACACUUUUACUCAGGAAAGUGAACUGAAAUUUGAAAACAAAACUUUAAAAAUGAUUUUAACUGGAUGAGUCCUGGGAUUUAUUUUCCAGCUCCUAUGAGAAUUUGACUUUAGCUAAUGAUUGAAAAUUGAAGUGAUUACUGGUGCAAAAUUGUAAAUUGUUGGCAUUCUUCCAUUUCCUAACCCAGAUAUUUGGGGAAAGGGGGAAAACACUAUGGAAAAGCAAUUCACCAACAUGAAGUCAAAUAAAUUAUUAUGUGUACAGAA